Messenger RNA from Salvelinus fontinalis (brook trout), 2742 nucleotides. RefSeq names its product regulating synaptic membrane exocytosis protein 2-like. The transcript is spliced from 19 exons. Gene Ontology annotation, cellular component: cytoskeleton of presynaptic active zone; presynaptic membrane. Bases 1 to 2742 code for a protein of 913 amino acids. The record is from RefSeq and is a predicted model, not a curated record. Gene Ontology annotation, biological process: positive regulation of synaptic transmission; calcium ion-regulated exocytosis of neurotransmitter; regulation of membrane potential. Gene Ontology annotation, molecular function: transmembrane transporter binding; small GTPase binding. NCBI's taxonomy places the organism in Eukaryota, Metazoa, Chordata, Actinopteri, Salmoniformes, Salmonidae.
AUGACAGAUGCUGUGCACCCGAUGACAUGGCAACCGUCCAAAGAUGGAGAGCGCCUGAUAGGGCGGAUCAUACUAAACAAGAGGAUGAAGGAUGGAACGGUGCCCCGAGACACAGGAUCUCUGCUGGGACUCAAGGUGGUUGGAGGAAAGAUGAUGGAUUCUGGUCGACUUUGUGCUUUCAUCACUAAAGUGAAGAGAGGAAGUCUAGCAGAUACUGUUGGUCACCUUCGACCAGGAGAUCAGGUUCUUGAAUGGAAUGGGAGGGUCCUACAAGGAGCAACAUUCAAGGAAGUUUAUAAUGUCAUUCUAGAAUCCAAGCCAGACCCCCAAGUGGAGCUGGUUGUGUCCCGUCCCAUACGAGAUUUUCCCAGUAUCUCAGAGAGCACACAUGGACAACUAGAAUCAAGUUCGAGUUUAUUUGAAUCCCAGAAGAUGGGUCGAGCGAUAUCCGUCACGUCCCCCAUGAGUCCCGGGAUGCUCCGCUACUCCCCACAGUGCCUGUCUGGACACGUCUCAAGUUCAUCACCUCAUAAUAACACAGCUCUAAUCUCCCUCCAGGUCAAACUGUGGUACGACAAGGUGGGUCACCAGCUCAUAGUCACCAUCCUGGGAGCUAAAGAAUUUCCUUCCAGGGAAGACGGCCGGCCCAGGAACCCCUAUGUUAAAAUAUACCUCCUCCCCGACAGAAGUGACAAAAGCAAAAGGAGAACGAAAACUGUGAAGAAGUCCCUGGAGCCUAAAUGGAACCAGACGUUCAUGUACAUGCCUGUCCACUGGAGGGAGUUUAGAGAGCGCAUGCUGGAGAUCACUCUGUGGGACCAGGCCAGGGUCAGAGAGGAUGAGAGUGAAUUCAUGGGAGGGAUCCUCAUAAACCUGGAGACAGCCCUGAUGGACGACACAGCCCACUGGUACAAGUUGCAAACCCACGAUGUAUCCUUCCUGGCAAUGCCCAACCCCUCACCCUACACGCAGAGGAAACUGCUGCCGGGAGAGAGCCCCACUAGAAGGUUACAGAUGUCCCAGAGAAUUAUUGACAGUGAGUUCUCUGAUUUUGACUGCGAGGACGGGAUCGGUGUCAUAGCAGACUACAGACAUAACGGCAGGGACUUCCAGAGCUCCACGCUGUCUGUUCCAGAACAGGUCAUGUCCUCCAACUACACCUCCCACUCUGACAUGGCCAGGACCUGGUCACGGUCGCCAAGUCUUCCCCCUCCACAGAGUCGUAGUUUGGACCACGGCAUGCGAGGGGGACCGCUUUCUUUUAGCUCAGGUCGGAUGGACCGGCAUCGCUUGUCUGAAGACUGCUACUCACCAGACAGAAAGACCAGGGUCUCCCCCUUUCUCCCCCUACACCCUGAGAUCAACCAGAAGACCAGGGUCUCCCCCUUUCUCCCCCUACACCCUGAGAUCAACCAGAAGACCAGGGUCUCCCCCUUUCUCCCCCUACACCCUGAGAUCAACCAGAAGACCAGGGUCUCCCCCUUUCUCCCCCUUGACCCUGAGAUCAACCAGAAGACCAGGGUCUCCCCCUUUCUCCCCCUACACCCUGAGAUCAACCAGAAGACCAGGGUCUCCCCCUUUCUCCCCCUACACCCUGAUAUCAACCAGAAGACCAGGGUCUCCCCCUUUCUCCCCCUUCACCCUGAGAUCAAACAGAAGACCAGGGUCUCCCCCUUUCUCCCCCUACACCCUGAGAUCAACCAGAAGACCAGGGUCUCCCCCUUUCUCCCCCUACACCCUGAGAUCAACCAGAAGACCAGGGUCUCCCCCUUUCUCCCCCUACACCCUGAGAUCAACCAGAAGACCAGGGUCUCCCCCUUUCCCCCCCAACACCCUGAGAUCAACCAGAAGACCAGGGUCUCCCCCUUUCUCCCCCUACACCCUGAGAUCAAACAGAAGACCCUCUUUAUGUCCAAGAAACCUCAGAUGAACACUUACUUGGUCCAAACCAGCACAACCGGUUCCCCAGUGUCUCAUCAAAGAGGACGACAGUUACCCAACGUCCCACCCAAGGGCUCGCUGGAUCGAAAGGAGGAAGGGAAGAAGAAGAUAAUUCGUCUGCCAGUCCAGAGGAGUGUUGAGACGGGAUUGGCCAUCGAGUUCAAGAGCAGAUUGACACGGCAGAUCAGCCGAGACUCUUCCGACCCUGACGCCGAGGCCAAGCCGGGAAAUCUUAUCUUCCCCGGUGUCCGUAUCACAUCUGACAUCCACUUCACUGAGUUCCUGGAAGGGUUGGGCCCCGCACAGCUAGCCGGUAGACAGACACUUGCCACGCCACCAAUGGGUGACAUCCAGAUAGGGAUGGUGUACAGGAAAGAACGUCUGGACGUGGAGGUUAUCAGGGCCAGAGGACUUGUGGGUAAACAAGGCAACAAGCAGCUGCCAGCCCCCUAUGUGAAAGUCUAUCUGAUGGACAACGGGAAAUGCAUAGUCAAAAAGAAAACCAGACUGGCUAAAAAAACAUUGGAUCCCCUCUACCAGCAGCAACUUCAGUUUGAGGAGAGUCCAGAGGGGAAGGUUUUACAGAUAAUCGUGUGGGGGGACUAUGGACGCAUGGACCACAAAUCCUUUAUGGGAGCUGCUCAGAUACUUUUAGAUGAUUUAGACUUAUCCAACAUGGUGAUUGGUUGGUUCAAACUGUUCCCCCCCACCUCAUUGGUGGAUCCAACUUUGGCACCUUUAACUAGCAAAGCAGCAGUAGCAGAACAAGCUGCAAAUGCAGCAAAAUUAAGGGAGAGCUAG